UUACUCUAUUGUGAAUUAAACAUUAUUAGCUGUCAUACGAAGGGACUCAAGCUCCACUGGGCAGUGACCACCGAAAAAGUCCACUGGUCCAAUUAAUCCAUUCCAUUUUCCAAAUAAAUUGUCGCGUACACAUUGAAGUUGCCGAGAAGUAGUAGCCGGAUAGGAGUAUUCACAGGAACCAUAUAAAACAUAUUCGCUGAAAAGCAAACACAUUAGGGAAUCAGAUCAUAAACCCUGGCGAACUUGACGAAUAUGAGACGCAACAACAACUAUCCUUAUCAACCGUUAAAUCAAAAUCCCGCUCCACUUGGCCAUGAUUCAUUGGAGGAAGAAAAUGAACGAGCCGCCGAGGAGUUGAAACAAAAAAUUGGAGCCCUUAAAUCGCUGACAAUAGAUAUUGGCAAUGAAGUACGAUAUCAGGAUAAACUACUACGGGGUAUUGAUGAUGAUAUGGAUCGGACACAGGGUUUUCUGGGCAAUACAAUGUCUCGGGUAGUGCGAUUGGCCAAAAAUGGAGGCAGUCGCCAUAUGUGUUACAUGUUUUUAUUUGUACUGUUCGUUUUCCUUUUGUUGUAUGUGGUAUUAAAGCUUAAGUAGUUAGUGGGUGCAGAUGGAGAAGUAAUAGAAACUAGUAGCAAAAAUUAGUGAAAGGUAAAAACGUUAAACGAAACAUUUAUUACACUCUUUUUUUUGUAUUGUACAUUUAUAAAAAGACAAAAAUAUAAAAGUUUGAAAAAUAA
This is a messenger RNA of Musca domestica (house fly), 740 nucleotides long. It is a transcript of the gene Bet1, whose product is annotated as BET1 homolog. Lineage: Eukaryota; Metazoa; Arthropoda; Insecta; Diptera; Muscidae. Gene Ontology annotation, biological process: endoplasmic reticulum to Golgi vesicle-mediated transport; vesicle fusion with Golgi apparatus. Gene Ontology annotation, molecular function: SNAP receptor activity. The record is from RefSeq and is a predicted model, not a curated record. The transcript has 2 exons. Gene Ontology annotation, cellular component: Golgi trans cisterna; SNARE complex. Bases 253 to 597 code for a protein of 114 amino acids.